AUGUUUAAAGGUAAUUUUCGUGGUCGUGGAUCGAUCGGUUCGAAUCGAUCAUUUAGGAACAAUGUACAACAAAUACACACAACACAACGAAAAUCUUGGAAAACAUCUGAUGAAUACAUUGAAGAAAUGAGUACAUUAAUAUUGAACAACGCUACAACAUCGGUUUUAUUAAUAUUAGAAAAUAUUCGUUCACAAGAAUCUUUAGCAGAUUAUAAAGACGUUUUAACAAAAUUGUGUAAAAAAUUAAAAGAUCCAUCAUUCAUAGGAAUAGGAAAAUUAACUCGAAAAACUUUCGGAACAAGACGAAAUUUUUUAAUUUCAUCUUUUACAGAUAUCAACAAUUGUUGUUUAACUAUAUUUUAUUAUAUCGUUAGCAUAUGUCAUAAACUGAAUAUUGAAAAUUCGGAAAUAUGGUUGAAUUUAUUAAAGAACAAGCUGACACAAACACUACCUUUUUAUCGUUAUUUAUCAUCAAAUAAUAUUCAGAUUCCUCUCACAGUUUGUACAAAUAUAACAUCUGAUUUAAGUUCUUUGUGCAAAUCUUGGCCGGCAAAAAUGAAAGUGAAUCUAAUUUAUAUGGGCUUUACUGAUUUAUUAACAUCGUCAGAUUUUUUACAUAUUGCCGAUUGGGAAAAGUUGAUGUGUCGUUUGAAAAUGCACGGACAAGAAUUUUAUUUUGAUAAUGAACCGUCAAAACGAUUGAAACCAACUUUAUUGUAUGAACAAAUAGAUACACCCGAAAAAUUAUCCUUAUUUAUAAAUUAUUUUCCAGAAUAUGACCUCAAUCAAUUGACAACUGAAAGCGAAACACUAUUUGAUGUAUUGAUUCGUAUGCGGGCAUUUUUCUAUUUGAACGAUGACAAGAAUGCAAAUGUACGGGUUCAUUUGUCAAGAUCAUCAAGAAAUCGCCAUAAACAAGACCAGUUUGGUCCGAAUGAAACAAGCAAAUAUCGUACAUUACGAAUAUUGAAAUUAUUCAAUUAUUUUGUUUCGAAAGAUGUUAAACUGUCGAGUUCAGUGUUUGAACAUCCAUUACCAAGUUUCUCUCGCAAUUAUUUUCUUCAUACAACAGUUGGUUUAUAUGUUUUGGCAUGUCUACGUAUAGAAGAUUUAUUUUGUGAUUUAUCAUCAGUAGAAAAACGUAUGCGAAUUGAACAAUUUAUUGAAACUACUAUUUCAUGUGCUACGUGUUUUGAUCCGGUGUUUCAAAACUUUUUACUCCAUCAUUUACAUUCAUCAUACAAAAUAACACAUAAUCAAAAAUUUAUUGAAAAAAUUCGAUCAAAACGCAAUCUAUCAUUGAACCAAAUGUACGACAAAUUGUUUCAUUCAAAACUCAGUCUUAAAGAACAGUGUCGUCUAGUCAUUAAAGAUCGUAUUAAAUCAUAUCCAAAUGAUGUAAAAAAAUUAUCUAUAUUACCGUUGACAUUGAUUAAUUACUGUACGUAUGAUUUUUUCGAUCCAAAUUAUGCACAAAUUGUGAAUGAUAAAGUGACAAAACAUGGUGGAAAAGUGAUGCCUAAAUCAGGAACUGAUACUGAAGUGAGUAAUAGCGAUAAUAAUGAGAUGGAUAUGUAUUUUAUAAGUGACAAUAGUGGCGAUAGUGAUGAUGAUCAGUAUGAAAGCAUGAGCGAUAGUGAUAUUUAUUAG
This is a messenger RNA of Didymodactylos carnosus, 1650 nucleotides long. NCBI's taxonomy places the organism in Eukaryota, Metazoa, Rotifera, Eurotatoria, Philodinida, Philodinidae. The record is from the annotation of a GenBank genome assembly.